Molecule: messenger RNA, 1418 nt
Organism: Saccostrea echinata
Lineage: Eukaryota; Metazoa; Mollusca; Bivalvia; Ostreida; Ostreidae
Product: 3-oxoacyl-[acyl-carrier-protein] synthase, mitochondrial-like
Exons: 5
Coding region: 105-1385 (426 amino acids)
Biological process (GO): fatty acid biosynthetic process
Molecular function (GO): 3-oxoacyl-[acyl-carrier-protein] synthase activity
Source: RefSeq, a predicted model, not a curated record
UCAUGUACCUAAAUCGGUGUUUUAUUCAAAAGCUUACAAUAAUUCUGUAACUGGAGUGCAUUUUUAGGGUAAUCAAUGUAUAUUCCGAAGACAAUUUAAAGAGAAUGUCAUUGUCACCCCAUCUUAUUCCUGCUCGACGGGUUGUCGUGACCGGUGUUGGGCUACUCACGUGUCUAGGAGUAGGCAAGGACAAGGUGUGGAAUAAUUUAAUAAACGGACUAUGUGGAAUCCGUAAUAUUGAUCAGAAAGAAUUUCCAUCAAAUAUUCCCUGUAAAAUAGCAGGGUUUAUUCCUGAGGAUGUGAAAACACAUUUCAGUUCAACAGAACAGAGGCAGUUGUCUGAGGGGAUAAUGUAUUCCCUGAUUGCUGCAGAGGAGGCUCUCUCAGAUGCAAACUGGAAACCUGAAACUCAAGAGCAGCAAGAGAGAACAGGUGUAACCAUAGGAAUGGGUAUGAAUGGUAUGAAGGAAAUUUACACCACAGCUGAUCGCUUGUUUCAUAAAGGUUACAGAGAGGUCAACCCAUUCUUCAUGCCCAGGAUUCUUAUCAAUAUGGCAGCUGGACAUGUUAGUCUGAAAUAUGGAUUUCAGGGUCCAAACCAUUCUGUAUCCACAGCCUGCACCACUGGUCUCCAUGCUGUAGGGGAUGCAUUCAGAUUCAUACAGAGGGGGGAAGCUGAUGUGAUGGUGGCAGGGGGUGCAGAAGAAAGUCCCAACCCUCUCUCAGUGGCAGGAUUCUCAAGGAUGAGAGCUUUAUGUACCAAGUUCAAUGACCACCCAACAGAGGCCUCUCGACCAUUUGACAAAGACAGGGAUGGAUUUGUGAUGUCUGAGGGGGCAGGUGUUCUGAUUCUUGAGGAGAUGUCUCAUGCUGUUGACAGGGGUGCUAAAAUCUAUGCUGAAAUAUUAGGCUAUGGUUUGUCAGGGGAUGCAUUCCAUAUGACUGCUCCAAGGACAGAUGGUAGAGGUGCUUACAGAUGUAUGCUGGCAGCUUUAAAGGAUGCCGGUAUCGGCCCAGCAUACAUUGGGUAUGUUAAUGCUCACGCCACAUCUACUCCUCUAGGAGACAAGGCAGAGAGUCAGGCAAUAUGGAGGAUAUUUGAACAGUGUGACAAAAAACCUUUAGUCUCAUCAACAAAGGGAGCUCUAGGACAUUUGUUAGGGGCUGCAGGAAGUGUGGAGGCAGCCAUCACAGUUUUGGCCUGUCAAUCAGGAAUCAUCCCACCCACUAUUAAUCUCCACCAACCAGAAACGGGGGUAGAUCUGGAUUAUGUUCCAAUUGUGUCACGUGACUGGAAACAUGACAUUAGGAUAGCUUUAACAAAUUCAUUUGGAUUUGGUGGUACAAACGGAACUCUCUGCAUUAGAUCUUAUCAUGGAGAGUGAUAUUUAUUUUGCCUGUUAGUGAAAAAAAUAUGC